AUGCCGACGCUCCACACUGCUUGUCGUGACAAUUUUGGGGACAGCCAGAACAAACCCCUCAGGGUGUUUCUGCUCCAGCAAGCAGCAGCCUGCCCUUUCCAGUUCCGAACAGCCUCGGUCCUCUCAGGUUCCCUCGAGCUGCCUCUCAGAAGCCACCGCACCUUCCAGCCCGCCGGCGGCUGCCCCGGCCCGCUGUCCUCCUGGAACCACCAGCAGAUCCGCACAAAAGCGCGGGGGAACGAGUAUCAGCCGAACAACCGCAAGCGCAAACGGACCCACGAUGAGGACUGUCGUCUUCCUAGGAAGCUGAGCACCCUGGGUGACACAGGAAAAGUAGAUGCAUCUUAUCUCUCACUCACUUCCGAAAUCGUAGAAGGAACCAGUGUUGUCUUCUGA
Messenger RNA from Egretta garzetta (little egret), 396 nucleotides. It is a transcript of the gene MRPL34, whose product is annotated as mitochondrial ribosomal protein L34. The record is from RefSeq and is a predicted model, not a curated record. The transcript is spliced from 3 exons. Bases 1 to 396 code for a protein of 131 amino acids. NCBI's taxonomy places the organism in Eukaryota, Metazoa, Chordata, Aves, Pelecaniformes, Ardeidae.